Messenger RNA from Cryptomeria japonica (Japanese cedar), 1764 nucleotides. RefSeq lists its product as uncharacterized. The record is from RefSeq and is a predicted model, not a curated record. The coding region runs from base 141 to 1349 and encodes 402 amino acids. The transcript has 7 exons. Lineage: Eukaryota; Viridiplantae; Streptophyta; Pinopsida; Cupressales; Cupressaceae.
AAGUUUGAUAGCUUCCAUUUCACGCGCCCCCUGCUUUUUGUUUUUUCACACUUUUAAGCAUUAACAAUGCUCAACUUCCCCUGCGUUUCCCGUCUGCAAUAUUUUCCUUGCCAUGCAAUAAUACUGCUGAAUAAGCAAAGAUGGCUUAUGUUCCACCGCACAGGAGAGUAAAGGCGUCGUCUAGUUCUUACAGGAGAGCACAGGCGUCGUCUAGUUCUCAAACCCCUAUACUAUAUUAUCUCCCAGAGGCGGACAUUGAUGAAGGAUCUGCCGUUUUCAUUUGGUUUGCUGUUGAUGCAAAUGUCAAUCCGCCACCUAAUUUGAAGCUUGAAUUCAAACCAUUUGCAGACACAUCAAUUCCACAUAUGCGAGACAAGAAGGUUUACACUAUUUCUGUACACUCCCAUCCUGUAAACGAUGUGAAAAAUGAUGUGAGAUCCUUGAUGACUAAUGAGACCUCUCCAUGGAGGUAUACAUUGAAGAAAAUAAAGGACGAUCUAAGAAAAUGUUUCCACAAACUUGAGAAAUAUAUCGAAGUGUCAGAGCCUUACUAUGCCAAGCCUUCUUUUACAGCUCGAUUUGGAAAAAUCAUAUUUCAUGGCCAUGGGUUAGCAUGGCAUGAAAGUUUCACAUUAGAAACCUUGGAGAAAACCUUUAGUGGUCAAAGAGGUCUUCAAACUCCAUCAAAGACAUUUGAUACAAACAUUCCGAAAGACAUUUUUGAAGCUGUAAAAGAAAAGGCCAUUAUAAGUUUUGCAUCACCGACAUUAAAAGAGAAAGUUGCGUAUUUGAUUUGGGUCAGGGAUGUUUUCAAUCCUGAUGUUGCUAUAAUGGUGACAUGUCGCAAGAAAGACAUGGAUGGUAAUCAAAUUGUUCUCAAGAAGAUUGAACUGGUUACUCUGAAACACUUACUUACAGAUACAUCUUGUUUGAACAAGCUGAUGGAUUGGCGCUUAUCAGUGACUGAAAAGUAUAUGGUAGAUCUGCAUGAAGAAGAUAAAGAAUGUAUUGAAGGAAUAGUGAAAUCUGCCUGCAUUGACGUGAGUGCAAGAGGAGGAUUACGCUGGCCCCCUGGAGUCUUGAAGAGAAACAGAUUUCAAGUCAGAGAAGUAUGUAUUCUCAAUGUUACCACUGUUGUUGGGAAAACAUGGGACAUCAAAUUUCAGCAUGCAAAUAAAGUACACUUGGAAGAUUCUUCUGCUUGUAGAGUGUCGAAUGAAAUAGAUUUAAAGCUCAAAAGUAUAAGCAAAUAUUUGAGGGAGCGGAGGCAAUGGGAGGAAGAGAACAUAAUGAACAUUCUGGAAGAUAGCUUGAAAUGGGUUUGGAUGGAAGGCUUGUCGAUAAUAUAAUGUUGUGCACAAAGAUUAGCAUUAACAAAUGCAUUCUGGGGGAGGUCGAGACAAUCAAGACCUAAUUUGAUGAACUAAUUCUUAAUUAAACUGAAUCUGUAUCUGUUUUUGCAUGCCAAUAUUGUUCUUAUCAAUGAAGUGAGUAAGCAUCUGAGUUACAAAUGAUUCUUGGUUACCUUGUUCUACACUGACAGCAUGGGGUUUAAUAGAACAUGUUAACUCCUGUGCCUUCUUUGUAGUGGUCAGUAAUAACAGUAUUUGAAUACUAUUUGUUCGUAGUUGAUAGAUAGAAUUAUAAUGUAUUAAUUAAAGAACAAGUCAUACGUGGGCACUGAAAAUUAGUGUUGUUAGACUAUAGUUUGAUUUGUGUUAAACAUAAUUAUGAUUAUAUAGUUGAAGUUAUUUUCAUUUUUUA